CCGGGGUCCCGGAAGCCGCGCCAGCCUGUGUCCCCGGCGCGCUCCCGUGGAGCGGCCGAGGAGAGCGAGCGGCCGCGCCUGACGCCCACCGAGGACUAGGAGGGACCAAGCUGCGCCGACUGCGCCCGCGGAUUCGCCAUGGGCCCUGCGCCGACCGGGUGGCUGCUGCUGGGCGCCGUGACAGUGGGACUGGUAACCCACAGCGUCUUGGCGGGUGUGAAGAAGCUCGAAGUGCCCUGCGGAGGAAGAGACUGCAGCGGAGGCUGCCAGUGUUACCCCGAGAAAGGAGGCCGCGGUCAGCCCGGGCCAGUGGGCCCCCAAGGCUUCAGUGGGCCACCAGGACUGCAAGGAUUCCCAGGGCUGCAGGGCCGCAAGGGUGACAAGGGCGAGCGAGGCUCCCCUGGGACGCCAGGACCCAAAGGAGACGUGGGCCCAAGAGGUGUUUCUGGAUUUCCUGGAGCUGACGGAAUUCCCGGACAUCCAGGCCAAGGUGGACCCAGGGGAAGGCCUGGAUAUGAUGGCUGCAAUGGAACCAGGGGUGACACAGGCCCACAGGGGCCCUCGGGCUCUGAGGGAUUCCCCGGCACACCCGGGCCGCAAGGACCCAAAGGACAGAAAGGUGAACCUUAUGCGCUACCUCCAGAAGAACGUGACAGAUACAGGGGCGAGACUGGAGAGCCCGGGCUGGUCGGCUUCCAGGGACCUCCCGGCCGCCCUGGGCCCGUGGGGCCGAUGGGUCCAGUCGGAGCUCCGGGAAGACCAGGGCCUCCCGGACCUCCAGGGCCAAAAGGACAGCCGGGCAACCGAGGACUUGGUUUUUAUGGAGAGAAGGGUGAAAAGGGUGAGCAGGGCCUGCCCGGACCCAAUGGGAUUCCCUCGGACACCACCCACCCCAUUGUGGCGCCCACGAGCUCAACCAUCCUCCCGUACAAGGGUGAAAAGGGCAGCCAGGGUGAACCCGGAAUGACAGGCAUCUCGUAUAAGGGUGAAGAAGGGAUCGUGGGCUUCCCUGGAACGCGGGGCCCUCCAGGCUUAGAUGGCGAGAAGGGACUCCCAGGGCAGAAGGGAAGCAGGGGCCACGAUGGCUACCAAGGCCCCGACGGAGCCCAAGGACAAAAGGGAGAAAUAGGUGAACCCGGACUCCCAGGCCCGCCAGCCUACUCACCUCAUCCUGCCCUGGCCAAAGGUGUCAGAGGUGACCCAGGAUUCCAGGGGACUUAUGGAGAGCCAGGAAGCAGGGGCGAGCCCGGAGAGCCCGGCCUACCAGGCCCUCCCGGCCUGCCCGCCGGAGACCGCGGUGACAGGAGAGGCCUGACCGGCGAGAUGGGACCCAAAGGCUUCACCGGAGACCCGGGCAUCAUCGCGCCCGUGCCGGGGCCCAAGGGAGCUGAUGGGAGGCCGGGCCUGCCAGGUCGCCCAGGGCCUCCUGGCCCACCAGGACCAGAUGGUUUCCUGUUCGGCCUGAAAGGAGCACCAGGGAGCCGGGGCUACCCGGGACAUUCCGGUUUCCCGGGGUUGCGAGGGCAGAAGGGAUGGAAAGGUGAUGCUGGAGACUGCAGAUGUGCCGGAGGCGAUCAGUUCAUUCCGGGGCUGCCAGGACUCAAGGGUUUCCCAGGUGCCAAUGGGGAGCCAGGCAGAAAAGGGGAGCCGGGAGACCCUGGCCAGCAUGGCAUCCCUGGGUUCCCAGGGUUCAAGGGAGCCCCUGGCAACGUUGGAGCCCCUGGGCCUAAGGGAGCGAAAGGCGAUGUCAGGGCAGUCACCACCAAAGGUGAGAAGGGGCAGCCUGGCAUCCCCGGAGUGCACGGCAUGAAGGGUGACGAUGGGACCCCAGGCCGCGAUGGGCUGGAUGGCUUCCCUGGACUUCCGGGGCCUCCCGGCGACGGCAUCAAAGGCCCUCCAGGAGAUGCCGGUUACCCAGGAGCUCCCGGGACCAAGGGGAUCCCAGGAGAGACGGGACUCCCAGGACUAGGCUUGCCAGGCCCCAAGGGAGAGCAGGGCUUCCCCGGAGAUGCAGGGUUCCCCGGUCCCCCGGGCCUCCCGGGUCCUCCGGGCCCCCCAGGCAGCCCAGGACAGACAGACUGUGACACGGGUGUGAAAAGGCCCAUCGGAGAUGACAGGCAGGAGUCCGUGCAGCCAGGUUGCAUCGGAGGCCCCAAGGGAUCACCUGGCCGGCCUGGCCCUCCUGGCGUCCCAGGUGACAAAGGCCCCAGAGGAAUCCCUGGAUUCGCAGGAGAGGAUGGACCACAAGGGCUCAAGGGCUUCCCCGGGGACCCAGGCCGUGAUGGGUUACCCGGACCCCCAGGGAUCAUAGGACCCCGCGGAUCCAAAGGUGCUGUGGGCCGUCCAGGUCCCGACGGACUCCAGGGCCCUGAUGGCUUGCCAGGCACUGUGGGUGCCCCUGGGGACAGGGGCAUUCCCGGAGAGGUGCUAGGGGCCGAGCCUGGGAGCCGGGGAGAUGCUGGGCUUCCUGGACAGCCUGGCCUGAAAGGUGUCCCUGGAGAACGUGGACCCCCUGGGUUCAGAGGUAGCCAGGGCAUGCCCGGUAUGCCAGGGCUGAAGGGCCAGCUGGGACUCCCCGGGCCUUCAGGCCUGCAGGGACGGCCCGGACCACCAGGAAGACAUGGAUUCCCUGGAGCUCCCGGCCCAGAGGGGCCCUUGGGGCUGCCUGGUGUCCCUGGCAGGGAAGGUCUGCGCGGGGACAGGGGCGAACCUGGUGACACGGGUGCCCCAGGCCCUGUGGGGAUGAAAGGUCUGGCUGGGGACAGAGGCGACGCCGGUGCCGGGGGUGAUCGAGGCCAUCCAGGAACCCCUGGGUUUAAAGGCAUUGUUGGGAUGCCCGGCAGCCCCGGGCACAAAGGGGAGAGAGGCUCGCCCGGCAUGGACGGCUUCCAAGGCAUGAUCGGGCUCAAAGGAAGACCCGGGGUCCCGGGCACCAAGGGCGAGGCCGGGCUUUCAGGGCAGCCGGGUGUGAGAGGCCCACCAGGCCAGCGCGGCGGCAAAGGCACUCGAGGGGACCCUGGCCCCCCAGGUCCCCCUCCCGCCAUCCUGCCUGUGAUAAAGUACCUGAAGGGGGAGAAAGGCGACGAAGGGCCCAUGGGGCUGAAAGGUCACCUGGGCUUGAAAGGUAUCCAAGGCAUGCCAGGGGUCCCAGGACAGGCAGGAGUCCCGGGGCUGCCUGGAAGGCCGGGCCUCAUCAAAGGAGUCAAAGGCGACAUCGGCGUGCCUGGCUCACCUGGUCUGCCAGGCUUCCCUGGAGUGGUCGGCCCUCCUGGGAUCGUAGGCUUUCCAGGCUUCACGGGCAGCCGGGGGGACAAGGGCGCUCCAGGAAGAGCAGGCCUAUACGGUGAGGCCGGCCAGCCUGGGGAUUUCGGUGACACUGGGGACACAAUCAAUUUACCAGGAAGCCCAGGCCUGAAGGGAGAGCGUGGCCUCACCGGGACUCCAGGUCUGAAGGGAUUCUUCGGAGAGAGAGGUACCCAGGGCGAGGUCGGCUUCCCUGGCAUCUCAGGCCUGGCUGGACCCCAGGGUCCACCCGGAAUCAAAGGACAGACAGGCUUCCCAGGACUAACAGGGCUGCAAGGACCGCAGGGAGACCCGGGGCAGAUCGGAUUCCCCGGGGAUAAAGGAGAUGACGGUUGGCCCGGCGUGCCAGGCUUGCCAGGUUUCCCAGGACUGCGUGGCAUAGGCGGACUGCACGGCCUGCCUGGCCCCAAGGGCUCCCCGGGGUCCCCAGGUGCUGACAUGCCCGGAGACCCAGGCUUUCCUGGCUCCAUUGGGGACAGAGGUGACCGUGGAGAGGCCAACACUUCCCCAGGCCCCACGGGCGUCCCUGGGCAGAAGGGAGAGCAGGGAGCUCCAGGGGAGCGAGGCCCAGCUGGGAGGCCCGGGAUCCAAGGCUUUCCCGGCAUCAGCCCUGCGUCCAACAUCUCCGGGCUGCCGGGGGACUUGGGGUCUCCAGGGAUCUUUGGCCUGAAAGGUUACCCAGGCCCCCAGGGGCCCCCUGGACCCCCUGCCCUGCCUGGAAGCAAAGGCGACUCAGGGAGCGCCGGAGCCCCGGGGUUCCCAGGAACCAAAGGAUGGGGUGGGGACCCAGGGCCCCAGGGCCAACCGGGCGUGUUUGGUGUCCCAGGAGAGAAAGGGCCCAGGGGUGACCCUGGACUCAUGGGCAACACAGGACCUACUGGGACUGUGGGCGACAGAGGCCCUAAGGGACCCAAAGGAGAUCUGGGAUUCCCCGGAGCCCCUGGUUCUGUGGGGUCCCCUGGAAUUGCUGGAAUCCCCCAGAGGAUCUUGGCUCCGGCUGGCACAAUAGGGCCUGAGGGCAGGAGGGGUCCUCCAGGGGCACGAGGGGAGAUGGGGCCUCAGGGCCCUCCUGGAGAACCAGGUUUUCGUGGGGUGCCAGGGAAGCCCGGACCCCAGGGGCGCGGCGGCGUAUCUGCUUUGCCUGGCUUCAGGGGAGACCCAGGACCCGUGGGGCAGCAGGGCCCACUUGGCCAAGAAGGGGAGCCAGGCCGCCCAGGGAGCCCAGGGCUGCCCGGCAUGCCCGGCCGCAGCGUCAGCAUCGGCUACCUGCUGGUGAAACACAGCCAGACCGACCAGGAGCCCAUGUGCCCGGUGGGCAUGAACCGGCUGUGGAGCGGCUACAGCCUGUUGUACUUUGAGGGACAAGAGAAGGCCCACAACCAGGACCUGGGGCUGGCCGGCUCCUGCCUGGCUCGCUUCAGCACCAUGCCCUUCCUCUACUGCAACCCCGGCGAUGUCUGCUACUACGCCAGCCGCAACGACAAGUCCUACUGGCUGUCCACCACCGCCCCGCUGCCCAUGAUGCCCGUGGCUGAGGAUGACAUCAAGCCCUACAUCAGCCGCUGCUCUGUGUGCGAGGCGCCGGCCGUGGCCAUCGCAGUGCACAGCCAGGACGUGUCCAUCCCGCACUGCCCAGCAGGCUGGCGCAGCCUGUGGAUCGGGUACUCCUUCCUCAUGCACACGGCAGCUGGGGACGAGGGCGGCGGCCAGUCACUGGUGUCUCCAGGCAGCUGUCUGGAGGACUUCCGUGCCACACCAUUCAUUGAGUGCAACGGGGCCCGAGGGACCUGCCACUACUUUGCCAAUAAGUACAGCUUCUGGCUGACCACCAUCCCUGAGGCCAGCUUCCAGGGUACACCAUCUGCCGACACGCUCAAGGCUGGCCUGAUCCGCACCCACAUCAGCCGCUGCCAGGUGUGCAUGAAGAACCUCUGAGGGCCGCCACCGGGCCGGCGUGGUGCUCAACCCCCUUACCUCGGACGCCGGCCGGGUAGCCCCAUCCUCUCCCAAGCCAGCAACCCUCACCUGCCCGAGGGCAGGAACACAGCAAGCCAAGUGGACGCCACACUAGCAGGUGCAGAACUGCCCACCGUGGCCCAGCCUGUCCAUCUGGGUCUCUGCACUGUGGGCAGCUGUGACUUCCUAACCUCUGCGCCAGCUGGGCUGCCAGGGUCCCCUUUCUGAGAUCCUGCAGUGGUGGCCAGCUCUGUGACCUGAGCUCUCCCAGCUGUACCAACAUGUACCUUUCUUGCGCCCACACCUGACACUGACAGCUACUGGGGGAGACGUGGCCAAGGGAGGUGGCGUCCUGGCCCACAUGUACCUGGCCCCUGUCCAGUCCCCACAGCCAGCUGCCCUCCCAAUGCCCAUUCCGUUUAACAGCCUUAAAAUAAAAGUUGGUUUUAAACAUUUGUAAAA
This is a messenger RNA of Octodon degus (degu), 5721 nucleotides long. RefSeq names its product collagen type IV alpha 2 chain (gene Col4a2). The transcript is spliced from 48 exons. The record is from RefSeq and is a predicted model, not a curated record. Gene Ontology annotation, molecular function: extracellular matrix structural constituent. Bases 139 to 5238 code for a protein of 1699 amino acids. NCBI's taxonomy places the organism in Eukaryota, Metazoa, Chordata, Mammalia, Rodentia, Octodontidae. Gene Ontology annotation, cellular component: basement membrane; collagen trimer.